Messenger RNA from Gastrolobium bilobum, 1374 nucleotides. RefSeq lists its product as uncharacterized. Gene Ontology annotation, biological process: DNA integration. Gene Ontology annotation, molecular function: RNA-DNA hybrid ribonuclease activity; nucleic acid binding. Lineage: Eukaryota; Viridiplantae; Streptophyta; Magnoliopsida; Fabales; Fabaceae. The transcript has a single exon. The record is from RefSeq and is a predicted model, not a curated record. The coding region runs from base 1 to 1374 and encodes 457 amino acids.
AUGGAAUUAACACCACAGAACUCAGAGAAUGAGGAACACGGGGAUGCUUGGAAGGUCUACGUUGAUGGAUCGUCCAACAUUAAAGGAAGUGGGGCUGGAAUCAUAUUAGAAAGCCCAGAAGCAGUGACCAUAGAGCAUUCUCUGAACCUGGGAUUCCCAACUUCCAAUAAUCAAGCUGAAUAUGAGGCCCUGAUAGCUGGUUUAAUUCAGGCCAAAGAACACGACGUUAGGAAAGUGGACAUGUUCAGCGAUUCACAGCUGGUAACCUCGCAAAUAGAAGGAAAGUACCAAGCCAAAGGUCCCCUACUGAUGAAAUACCUGAGCCGGGUCCAGGAAAUUAUGGCCGACUUUGAUGAGGUCCGGGUUUAUCACAUCCCGCGAGCGGAGAAUAGCCGAGCUGAUAUUUUGUCGAAGUUAGCCAGCACCAAAAAUCCAGGGAAUCACAGAACUAUGGUGCAGCAAAGCAUAACAACGCCGAGUUGUGUGAUGAUGGUAACCUCUGUAAAUGACUGGAGAAAACCUCUAGUUGAUUAUUUGGAGAAAGGCAUACUGCCAGAGGAUCGCCUGGAAGCCAGGAAGCUGGUCCGAGAUGCGACCCAAUAUGCGAUUGUGAAUGACCAGCUAUUCAGAAAGUGCCUGCAUAAUCCCAUGCUAAAAUGCUUGGACUCGGAGGGAGCCGAGUAUGUUCUUGCCGAGAACCAUGAAGGGAUAAAUGGGCACCACAUGGGUGGAAAAGCCUUGGCCAGAAAAGCCCUCGGAGCUGGUUAUUACUGGCCAACCAUGGGGGCAGAUUCCCAAGAACAUGUCAAGAAGUGUGACGGCUGUCAGAAGAACGGUAAGUUGAUCCUUUCACCACCGGAAGAACUGAAAUCCAUCUCGACUCCGUGGCCCUUCUUCAAAUGGGGAAUGGAUCUACUAGGACCUUUUAAAGCUGCUGAAGGGCAACUCAAAUGGUUGAUAGUGGCUGUGGAUUACUUCACAAAGUGGAUAAAAGCAGAACCAGUCACCACGAUCACCUCGACUCGAGUGCAAAGAUUCUUUGAAAGAAACAUUGUUUCAAGAUUCGGAAUUCCAGCCGAGGUGGUUACUGAUAUUGGAACGCAGUUUGCUGAUAAGAAAUUCCAGCAGCUAAUGAAAGACCUACACAUCACCCAUCGUUUCGCGUCCGUGGAGCACCCACAGUCAAAUGGGCAGGCCGAAGCGGCCAACAAAGUGAUUGUGGAGGGUCUCAGAAAACGAAUGUUUGCCGCGAAAGAAAGCUGGGUUCACCAGUUAUACUUUGUCCUGUGGGGUUACAGAACUAGUACCCAAACUGCAACCCUUGAUCCCGGUGGAGAUUGGAGAACCCUCCUGGAGAAGGCUGACCAGUCUUGA